CAAGGAGCGAUUAAAGCGAAGAACAGAGUUUGUGGAUGGGAAAGAAUUGAUUUUUCUGUUCGUUCUCCAGUUUUGUUCUUAUGGAAUGUGUUGAAUGUAAACGCUAAUAAUCAUCAGUUUGUGGAUGGCGAAUCUGCUGUAUCUUCAGCUUUCUUCUUGCGUCGUCAGAGGCAGAUUCUGUUCUCUAAACUGCGAUUUUGAUCUCUGCCCAAAUAUCGUGAGCCGCGGUUCCUUUGAUUGCCGCGCCUCCCGCGGUCCUAGCUGGGAGGAGGAGCUCUUCCGCGACGAAGGUUUUGCUUCGUUUGAGUUCGGAAACCGUAAAAAGAAGAGGCCUUGGUGGCUUGAUGAUGAUGAUGACGAUGACGACAACGAUGAUUGGAUGAAUGAAGAAGAAGAAGACUGGUCUAUGGUUUUUGAGGUAUUUAGAACAUUGAGUUGGAUGCUUGCACCAAUUGGCAUAUCUUUGCUUCUUGGAACAGAUUCAAACGCGGGUGUAAUGGCAUUAGCAGUUCCUUUAGUGCAAUCUGUGUUGUCUCUUGUGGUUAGUAAAGUUUGGAGCAGGCCAAGCAUUAGGUCUAUGAAAAGAAGUAGAAGAGAUACAUUUUCGAGAUCUGCGAGUGUAAGUAGUGGAAGAACAAGGAAAGCUAGGCAAGGAGGAAACAUGAGGGGUGGUGUAGAUAAGGGAGGAUACAAGUCAUGGAUAGUAGGAGAUGAUGAUUCUAACAGCAUGGGUACUGGCUAUGGAGGAUGGGAUGAUCUAGAUACGCUAAGGGAGAUUAGAAAUGACAAUCCAUUAAACGAGAAUGUUCGUCCAAAACAACAGUUUGAAAGAAAGGCUACUCGGCGGUGGAGAGUUAAGGAGAAGCCAUUGCUCUUGAGGAUGCUAAUUGCUGCCUUCCCUUUUUUGGGUUCAUGGACCAAAUUGUUGUUUUGACAAGGGAUUUAUCUAAGUCCUUAUACACGCGGUUUGAAAAAGGACAAGAGUUUCUCUCGCGGUUGGUCGUCAAAUGAAUUCAAUCUUCCUGGAAUCAUAAAGGUUAGCUUUCAAUUAUCUUGGAACUUAGAAGUUAGAAUACACCUCUUACUUGUGAUAACUAUGCAUAUUCUGUAAGUUGAGAAUAUAUGCCUGUCAGAUUUUUGUUUCUAUAAAUACAAACGUGUAAUAGUUCUUGUUUUGUACAGCCUAAUUAGUAUCUUCAUUUUUUAUAUAACCAGCACUAAUAAUUGGUGAUGGCGUACCAGAUGCUGCUGCUACUGUUUCUUUAGUAUGUGAGAUUUAAGAUUACAUACUCUUCUACUUUAUCUAGUCAGGUAGCAAUACUGCUAGAAUAUAUGCUUUCACAUUUAUUUGCUUCACAUGUUAUAUUUAAACAUUCAAAGGGUUCUUUAUUUGUUUUUAUUAGUGAUAGGAACCAAUGGCCUCAUGAUAAGAAUCUUUGAUAAAGACUAUUUUAAGAGUAAAGAACAAUAUC
This is a messenger RNA of Arabidopsis thaliana (thale cress), 1472 nucleotides long. RefSeq lists its product as uncharacterized. Bases 125 to 934 code for a protein of 269 amino acids. The record is from RefSeq and is marked reviewed. Lineage: Eukaryota; Viridiplantae; Streptophyta; Magnoliopsida; Brassicales; Brassicaceae. The transcript is spliced from 2 exons.